Molecule: messenger RNA, 3060 nt
Organism: Synchytrium microbalum
Lineage: Eukaryota; Fungi; Chytridiomycota; Chytridiomycetes; Synchytriales; Synchytriaceae
Exons: 6
Coding region: 1-3060 (1019 amino acids)
Biological process (GO): regulation of transcription by RNA polymerase II
Cellular component (GO): piccolo histone acetyltransferase complex
Source: RefSeq, a predicted model, not a curated record
AUGUCUCAGCAGCCAAAACAACGCGGAAGAAAAGGCCCGGACCUCCGUCGAUCUCUCGUUGUCUUGAGAUGGAAUGAUGUUGCGGAUUUGAAUGAAUUGCACAGUUGGAAACGAGUUGCAGGCCUAUCAACUGGCGUCGAGAAGGAAGAAGAAGAGGAGCACCAUUUACAGGAGGCAUUGACCAAGAACCAGCUUGGAAAUAAUGCUGCUCAAGUAUACAUACCUGUACCAGACGCGUCUGUUAUUCGAGAUGACGCAGCUCGGUUCUACUCCAAGAUCUUCCAUCGACCAAAGACCAUGAUACGCUUCUCAACCCAACUCGAAGAUUGUAUCGGUUGCCCAUAUAACUUGGAUGAGGUUGAUGAUGAAUGGCUCAAUUCAUAUAACGCAUCAAUACAAAUGGAGAACCUCGAAUCAAAUCUCAGUGAAGACAUAUUCGAGAAGCUUAUGUGGGUCCUGGACAAGCUUUGUAGUGAUAAGGUCAUUGGUGAACCGCCGACUCUGGAAGAGUUUGAAGCCGCCACAGAUUCUGAGAUUGCUCGCACCGAUGCCAUAUCAAAAGCAAGACCAUUAGUGUAUGAACAUUGGAAGAAACGGUCGAAUGAACGAGGCAAUCGACCUGUGAAUGCAACCUUGAGGGGCGAAGAGCAGAGUCUCAAUCCAGACACAGAUCCAUAUGUUUGUUUCCGUCGUCGUGAAGUCAAGCAAAUGCGCAAGACUCGCAAGACCGAUAAUCAGUCUCUUGAUAAACUACAACGGCUUCGGAAGGAAAUGGAAAUGGCUAAACGAUUGAUCGAAUUGGUUGCUCAACGUGAAGUGUUGCGGAAAGACGCCUUGAGCUUUGAGCACGCUGUCUUUGAGCAACGAGUCGUAGUUAGAAGGCUCAAGAAGAAGCUGGGUCUACCUAUUGAUAGAGAUGAACGCAGCCCAAGCAAGAAACGAGAAAAGGCUGGGUACAAGCUUAUGAUACCUCUUGGCAAACUUAGAAGAGCAGGCGAAAUGUCAAAAUCCUUGCAAGAUGCUGCUGGAGAUUACUAUCAACCUGGACAGGAAUAUCAAGAAGCCUAUGAAGUCUCCAAACGUCAAAAGCUCGAUGACGAAGCUGGCGGUUGGUUUGAUGCCAAAGAAGAACCAUAUAUAGUACCAGCACCAACACAAAAUGUACCUCGACAUUAUUGGGUAGAUGACCUUCCAGUUGCCCUAGUAGAGAAUCCUCCAGCCUCGUCAUAUAGAAUACCGAGAGGUAGAAGGAGAGUUGGUAGAGGUGGACGAGUUAUGUUUGAUCGUCACGUCCCUCGAUCUGAAAGGAUAUCUUGGGAUGAACCACCAGUUCCCGAUGCUUUGUAUGUAGAUAAUGAUAGGAAUGUAGAAGAGGAGAUAUGGAGGAGAGAAGAAAGAUGGAGACAUGAUAACUUCAGCGACGAUGAGGAUGAAGAACCACAAGAGAUUGAAGACAACCCACAUAAUAUGGCAUAUCGUGCCUUCUAUUUGGGAGCUACAACGGAGAUAGAAUAUCGAAAUCUUGUCAAUCAACCAACAUUUAAAGCACAAUUCUUUGCAUCACCAUCAACACCAGCUGAACGGGCUGCUAUAAUUCCACAACCACCGCCUCAAAUCAUAAAGGCGCCAUCUGCUACAACGGGGGUGACUGGUAACUCACCUGUACCAACAGGAUUACCUCAACCUCUUGUAGCUGCUCAGAAGAAUCGUAGACCAGGAGUUGGCAAUGGUACUAAAGGUUCUACACCAACACCCGAUAUUCCAGUCAAGGCACCUACUCCAUCACCUCAGAAACGUGGAAGUACGAAAGCAGGAUCUGCACCACCCCCAGAACAGAAUCUUGAUCCACGACAACAAAAUGUACAUGCUAUGCUAGCUGAAGCUCAACGUCGUGCUCAGAAUACAGCAAUGCUAUUACAACAAUACAAAUCAGUAGGUGGAGCUCCUGGAUCUCCUACAGUAAUGACGAGUAACACUCCUCUACCUCUUACCAAUGGUCCGUCAACACCUGGAGCAUCAAAUUCACUAGUAUUGGCAAAUGGAGGUGCACCAGGGAGUCCUUCAGCAGGAUUGCCUGUAAAACAAUCUAGUGAUAAUGUAGUUGGCAAUGGUGGUAAUGUUGUUGGAAAUGGGAAUGCCAAUAAUCAAGCAAAUAUGAUGACUACACAAAUGGCAAUCCAGCAAGCCCAAAUCUUUGCUCAGAUUCAACAACAGCAAAAGCAAGCAAAGAUUGCUCAAUUACAGCAAGCAGCUGCUACACAACGACAAGGUGGAUCAGCAUCUCCUCAACCAGCACUGAAUGGUUUGGGGAUGUCCCAGGCACCAGCAGUUACAACACAACCGGCAUUUGGUAACUUUGCUAACCAGCAACAGUAUCUAAAUGCCUUAUUGAGUAUGAAUCCGGGUGGAAUUCCUCAACAACAGCAACAACGCCCCAAUAAUACUAAUAAUACUCGAAGUGGUGGCGUACCUCAACAACCGCAACAAGCAGGUGGCUUCAAUCUCCAGAACGCACUUCUCAACAAUCAAUUAAAAGCUGCCUUGGCACAGCACACCAUGCAGCAAGCUGGUAUAGGAGUAGGAGUAGGAGGAGGCCCAUCAACACCAGCUCCACAUCCACUACAAGGCCUCUUGAUGCAACAACAACAGAAACCAAUAACAACCCCACAACAGCAACAACAGCAAGCAGCAGCUCAGGCUCAACAAACCCGUAAUCUCCAAUUACUCUUCCAACAAAACCCAGCCUUGCAAGCAAAUCCGGGUAUGGUGUUUCAGAUGCUUCAGCUUCAGCAGCAACAACAGCAACAGCAAGCUGCAGCCGCCGCAGCUGCUGCUGCUGGUGUUGGUAAUAAUAAUAUAGAACAGGUUAUGAUGCAGCUACAGAACAUGGCUGCACAAAAUGCAAUCCAACAACAAUUGCAACAGCAACAGCUUCAACAACAACAACAGCAGCAACAACAACAACAGCCACAGCAACAACAGCAAACUGGUGGUGGUGGUGACGAUGAUGGUCAAAUGGGCUCAUUGCCACAAACACCCACAGCCAGAUCUGCUGCUUAA